UAGGCGGGAAGGAGCCUGGACACAGUGACACUUCUCAAAGGCCCUGCAGGAACGCCAUGGCUUAUGAUGACGCCGUGAAGAAAGAAGAUUGCUUUGAUGGUGAUCACAGCUUUGAGGACAUAGGACUAGCAGCUGGCAGAAGCCAACGAGAGAAGAAACGUUCUUACAAAGAUUUUUUAAGGGAAGAGGAAGAAAUCGCUGCUCAGGUCAGGAAUUCUUCCAAGAAGAAGUUAAAGGAUAGUGACUUUUACUUCUUGGGGACGGACACGCACAAGAAGAAGAGGAAGCACUCCUCUGAUGAUUACUACUAUGGAGAUAUUUCGUCUUUGGAAUCGUCACAGAAGAAAAAGAAAAGGUCCAGCCCGCAAGCUGCUGAUACAGCGAUGGACCUGCUGAAAGCUAUCACUUCCCCGCUGGCCGCAGGCUCCAAGUCCUCCAAGAAGACAGGGGAAAAGUCCUCCGGUUCUUCUAGCCACUCGGAGAGUAAAAAGGACCACCACAGGAAGAAAAUAAGUGGAAGCAGUGGGGAACUGUCCCUGGAGGAUGGGGGUUCCCACAAAUCCAAAAAAAUGAAACCGCUCUAUGUGAAUACCGAGACACUGACCCUCCGUGAGCCUGACGGUUUAAAGAUGAAGCUCAUUCUCUCACCAAAGGAGAAGGGAAGCAGCUCAGUUGAUGAGGAGUCUUUUCAGUACCCCUCUCAGCAAGGGGCUGUGAAAAAGUCCUCUAAGAAAUCAGCUCGGGAUGAGCAAGGUGCUUUACUCCUAGGACACGAGUUACAGAGCUUUCUGAAAACAGCCCGGAAGAAGCACAAGUCAUCCUCAGACCCACAUUCGUCUUCUGGCCCCGAAGGCUGUGGGUCUGAUGCCUCCCAGUUCCCAGAAUCCCACAGUGCUAAUCUGGAUCUUUCAGGGCUUGAGCCUAUCCUAGUAGAAUCAGACUCAACCUCUGGAGGGGAGCUAGAGGCUGGUGAGUUGGUGAUAGAUGAUUCUUACCGGGAAAUCAAGAAGAAAAAGAAGUCAAAGAAAAGCAAAAAGAAGAAGGACAAGGAGAAGCAUAAGGAGAAACGCCAUUCCAAGUCCAAGAGAAGUUCAGGACUUUCUGCUGCAGUGGUGGGAGAGAUCACAAUGACUCCUGGCCCUCCUCCCAGCAUCCCCUACCCUGGAGCAGCUGCCCCUCCCCCACCGCUUCCUGGCCUCCACACUGAUGGGCAUAGUGAGAAAAAAAAGAAAAAGGAGGAAAAGGAUAAAGAGAGAGAAAGAGGAGAAAAGCCAAAAAAGAAGAACAUGUCGGCCUACCAGGUGUUCUGUAAGGAGUACCGCGUGACCAUAGUGGCUGACCAUCCCGGCAUAGAUUUUGGGGAACUUAGUAAAAAACUGGCUGAGGUGUGGAAGCAAUUGCCAGAAAAGGAUAAGCUGAUUUGGAAGCAAAAAGCUCAGUAUCUGCAGCACAAACAAAACAAAGCAGAAGCUACAACUGUGAAAAGAAAAGCAUCCGGCUCAGAAGGCUCCAUGAAAGUAAAAGCUUCCUCUGCAGGAGUGCUGUCACCCCAAAAGAAGUCCCCGCCCACCACCAUGCUAUUACCAGCUUCCCCGGCCAAAGCCCCUGAGACAGAGCCCAUUGAUGUUGCUGCUCAUCUACAGCUGCUGGGAGAGUCCCUCAGCCUCAUCGGACACCGCCUGCAGGAAACAGAGGGCAUGGUGGCCGUGUCUGGCAGUUUGUCCGUGCUUCUGGAUUCCAUUAUCUGUGCGCUCGGCCCCUUGGCGUGUCUGACCACACAACUACCUGAACUGAAUGGCUGUCCCAAACAGGUCUUGGCAAACACACUAGACAACAUCGCUUAUAUCAUGCCUGGACUGUGACAGCAGAGAAUCCUGGGACAGAAACCUUGUCCUACCCCAUUGCUGGUUUGUGUAUAUAGGACCGUUCCAGAUCUCUUCACUGGCCACUGGGUGUAGGUUUUAAAUUUUUAUAUACAUACACAUAAAUAUAUAUAUAUAAUGUACAAUAUAUACAUAGGAUUGUAACUACUUCGCUUUUAAUAAUUUUAUGAAAUGGCAAAGGUUUAGCCAAGAGGAAACCUUGGCAUGAAAAUGGGCUUGGGAUUCUUUUUUCUCCUGUGGUGGAUAAAUCUGCCUUAAAAAUCAAUGUUACUUGAGGGCUGGGGCUUGUUCUGGGUGCCAAGUGCAUCUCUUUAUGGACAGCUAAAAUGUGAUUUUUUUCCCAAGCUCAGUUGUACCUCCAGACCCAUCACUGACCAUUUGCCUUACCUGUCUUACAGUCUGAAAUGUAAGAGGAAAGAUUAUGGGAAGAUGCCAGUUGACCGAAAGUGCUAAAGCCUUUCCACUUGAAGUGUCUUAGGUGGGAGCUGAUAAAAUCGUUCCCAUCUGAGAGUUACUGCGAUGGCUUAGGUGAACCUAGUAGGGGGUUCAUUCCAGUUCCUGCGAUACAGGUGUCCAUGUCUCAACUUAUUGUAAUCAUUGGCAGCCUCGGUAGGGGCCAAGGAGUUCUGUGAGCCCUGGCAGCAUAAAACGCCUUGAAGAGGGUAAAGCUGUCAUGCCACCAGUUGAACUGCAUACAUUGUGAGCUGACCCAGAAUCUUUGGCCUGCAGAACGAAGAGCUGGUAUCUUCCAUCUGGCAGCAUUCGCUUAGCCACCAAGUCCUCACAGGUUCUGCCUAAUUGCUUGGUGGCUGUGGAAGAUGAACUUGGCCCAGUGGGAUUCUUGGGUUCAUCUUAUUGGCUCCCCUGGUGGGCAGAUACACAGUGUUCUGCAUUCCACACAUAAGUGAAUUGCAAAAAAAGUAGUUGAUUCUCAUGUAGGUUUAUUUAUGUGCGCGUGUGAAUGUGUUUUAAUUAUGUGUAUUUAACUCUUUAAAAUCUUAGAUUUUAAUUUAUCCUGUAAAUUUCUGUAUAUAUAAUUUAAUAACAAAAGCCUCCACCAGCAACAGCAUGUGGAAGAUACAGAUUGUUCUUUCUUCCUCCCUUCCUUCCUCUGAAAACUCCAAAUCAUCUGCAUUUGAAGGUAUUGUGCCUCAAAAAGGAAUCAUUAUGUCAGGAUUCUAGUUCUUUAUAAUUCAAUAAUGUGAAGAAAGUAAAAUAAAAAGGAAUGUUUUCAUUCCCAGCUGCCCUUAUUUCCAAAGAACCAGACUUUUGCUUCCUCGAUCCAAAGAAGACAGCUGAGCGCUUCAGGGUUGUUUUUAAAUGUGUGAGCUUCCCUGCCAAACGCCAGCUCUGAGGGAACUUUCUUCCCCAGGCUCGACGGAGCUCCACAGCGUCAAAGUAGAGGUUUGAGGACAGUGCAGCCAGCCCGCACCCUAUCGAAUGCCUUCCCUUCUCCCCACCAGAGUGGUCGCGGGGCUGUUUCUCAAUGGUAUUCUGGCUGCUGAAUGCCUUUCUCAGCUCAGAGCAGUUUUGAGAUUUAAUUGGGGAAACGGAAGGAAAGGGGAAUGUUUGGGAACCAAAAUCAGGAACAGAAAUCUUGUUUUGAUUUCGUGUGUUAGAACCUGUACCAUGCCUCAUCUGUACCCACGGAAGUUUCCUGUUUGACACAGGUAUCAAGGAGGGGCCUUGAAGACAUGGCUUAGUACCGAAAGAAGUCAGUCCUACCAUGGUCAUUUGUAUACAUUCAUGAAAUCCUGAUGAGGACCUGCUUUUUGUUUGUUUUCCUUUAAAAUCCAAUCCUAUUGUAUUUGUAUUUAAAAUUUGUACACAUUUGUAUAAUAACCUGUACCUUGUGGUAUUUGGUACUAUUAGAGGAAAAACUUUGGAUUCAGACCUUCUUGCAAUUUUUAUAUCAUUGUUUUAUUUUUGUUUUUAAAAUAAAUCCUAGUGGUUUGAUCCAAAUUCCAUUACAGUUGUAUAAAGAAAUAAAAUUUUGUACUUAUAUUAUUAAAAAUCACAUUUUUAAUAUUUAUA
This is a messenger RNA of Eptesicus fuscus (big brown bat), 3917 nucleotides long. It is a transcript of the gene HMGXB4, whose product is annotated as HMG-box containing 4. Bases 57 to 1862 code for a protein of 601 amino acids. The record is from RefSeq and is a predicted model, not a curated record. Lineage: Eukaryota; Metazoa; Chordata; Mammalia; Chiroptera; Vespertilionidae. The transcript is spliced from 10 exons.